AUGGGGUUUCCUGAAAUGAGACCGUUGGCUGUGAAAAGUCCGGAUGCGAUCAUUCCCCACCAGCUUCCGCACUCACAUUUGCUCUUCCAAGUCAAGAAUCUGACGAACAAGAAUGCUGUACCAGCUCCCAUGCCAACUAAAGCUGAUGCCCAUGGAGUGGAGUGGCCCAAAAUCGGUCGUCUGACACCAUUUUUGUCGUACAGUCCGAUGCGGGGUCCGAGAACAAUGCAGCUGAUGAAAGCUGCGCUACCACCAGUCAUGUGGACCACAGCUGAACCACUGAAGUCCUUGAAUGGUGUAUUUACCAACCAACCUCCGGGUCCCCAGAUCCAAUGCGCCACGACUGGAUACACCAAACCUGGAAUAUUCGUGCGUUUCUCACGUAAAUCUAAGGUGUUCUUCAUCAAGAUGUUGGUGGUGUUCUUGGAACGCACGGAACCAGCUUCCAGGAGCGCGAAUCCCGUCUGCAUGACUGUGGUGAAAUUUUCAAAUCCUCAUCAGUCGGAAGCUAAUGAACACGAACAUCAGCGAAUGAAUACAGAUCACUGGGUGAAACCCGAGGAGGGACUGAUUUCUCGGAAGGAGUCGGGUUGGCAUUUAUACCGGACAUUGCUGAUUUGCUUUUCCGCGCAUAAUGCAGAAUCCGAGGAUGGCCCUCGUUACGUCACUCGUCGCAGCCUGAGUGGAAGAGCUGAAAUAAGAAGUCCGUGUUCCAGUUCUAGGAAGGUCGAGUGA
Notodromas monacha is the source of this 735-nucleotide messenger RNA. NCBI's taxonomy places the organism in Eukaryota, Metazoa, Arthropoda, Ostracoda, Podocopida, Cyprididae. The record is from the annotation of a GenBank genome assembly.